Molecule: messenger RNA, 1468 nt
Organism: Colletotrichum navitas
Lineage: Eukaryota; Fungi; Ascomycota; Sordariomycetes; Glomerellales; Glomerellaceae
Product: terpene synthase metal binding domain-containing protein
Exons: 9
Coding region: 144-1187 (347 amino acids)
Source: RefSeq, a predicted model, not a curated record
CAUGAACUUCCAGUUUCGUCAGCCAUCCUCAAGACCCAUAUCUAGAAAUAGAGAUAUAUAUCUUGUGUCAUGGUCAUCAUGGACUUCCAGCUUCGUCACACAUACUCGAGACGCUCACGAUCUUUAAUAAACUGGUUGCCACGAUGGCUGCCCGGACGGUUGUCGUGCUCCCUGACAUGUUCAGGUGCUUCCUGGUCCAGGAGCCCAGGGUAAAUCGAAACUACAGGACAGCCAAAUUGGCAUCGGAAAAAUGGCUUACAGAAAAGUGCUCCUUUUCCCUGAAAAUGCAAAAGAGAGUCAACGCCUGCGAUUUCUCGUACUUUUGCUCCGUUGCCGCACCGGAUGCGCCAAAAGACCGCCUGCAAACCAUGUGUGACUGGGGAAACUGGGUCUUCCCAUUUGACGACAUGUUUGAUUCCGGACAUCUAAGAUCCGACUUGGAAACAUCGCGGCAGGUACUCAACAGUCUCAUGUCAAACAUGCUGGGCAAGAGCUGUUACAUCGGCACCAAGUUGCCAGUUUUUCAGGCCCACGAUGAUGUCUUUAGAAGACUGUCAGCGUGUGCCCCCAUAGGAGUCCAGAGACGCUUCGCGAAAUCCAUGGAGUUAUACGCUGAGGGGGUGGCAAGACACGUGCAGACCUUCACGAGCCACCGUCUCCCUUCCCUGCAGGACAUGCUGCAAACAAGACGGUUGUCCGUUGGAGUCGCGCCGCUUUACCAUUUGAUCGAGUACACGCAUUCUUUGCAGAUACCAGACGACGUAUUCGAGGAUCCUGCGAUCCAGGCUCUGGAGCGCCUCGGGGCAGACCUCGUCAUCCUAUCAAACGAUAUUCUUUCGUAUCGCAAGGAAGAGUCUGAAGGAUGCCCCUUCAACAUGGUUGCGGCUUGUCGAAUGAAUGGAAAAUCUGCGCAAGAAGCUUUCGACAUAGUUGGGUCCCUGCUUGAGGAGAGCUACAUCGAGUGGGAUGAGGUGAUGAUUCGCAUGCCAUGCUGGGACGUGGCUGUAGAUAGCGAAGUUGAGCGCUACAUCAAAGGCAUUCAGAACGUCGUCCAAGCCAACAUCAGCUGGAGCUUUCAUUCGAAAAGGUACUUGGGAGCCGAUGGCCCGCAGGUACGCAAGACCUGGAGAAUCGACGUUCUGGUCAACCCUCCGUACUUGUCAGAUUCUGUAGGAGCGGAGUAUUGAGUUAUACACCGAGGUCAGAGGUUAUGUAAAUGGCGAUACCUAUGAAAACGUGUCCAAAACCGCAUUUUCUUCGCAUAAUAGUAACAUCAAAGGCCCGUGAAGUUAGAUAGAAGGAAGCAUGUUAGAUGCAGACGACUUGGCCACGAAACAGCUCAGAGCAACGACGCAAGAUCAUCGCCAAUUUCAAGAUGUAAUCUCUAAACAGAAACGCAGUCCGGUGGGAUCUAGCUUUUGUAUUUAACCAAAAUAUGUCAUACUCUAGAGCACCUUCUGUAGAAGUG